UCUUUCUGUUUUUGCUAUGAUUGUGGUAAUGGUAUCCGGAGUUGCACAGUCAACAUAUGUCUGUUUAUAAAAGAGAAGUAACAUAUUCACAACUGGUUCUUUUUUACUUUUUGUGUCCGUGAUUUCUUUUAACAACAUUACUCUUUUUAAUAUGUUUUUUUGUUUUACAUCUUUUUUGAAUGUUGCGCCACCAGCUUGUUAGACGUAUAAACAGUUCGUUUCCAGACUCUUCUUUUGAAGUUUCCAACAGGUCGCCACGUGCUUUUUGUACAGAUCUUAUAUAAGUAAUCUCGACACACGAAGAAGAAAGAAGCUGCUGUGGAGUUUCAGAUUUACCGAGAAAAGAAAAACCUUGAUUUUGUUGUUGUUAGGGAUUUUAAAGAAACAAAAAAAAAAUUAAUUCGAAAGGAUUACGGGAUUUUAAUUUAGCAGGACUAAUUACACAUCUUUUAUUCAAUGCUGAUAUCCGGAAAAGUUAUUCAAGCGAGUUUAACAACAUCUAUAGUCGAUUAAUUAAGUUACAUGGUCACUCGUCUUUGACUGUUAUUCAACGAUACGCUGGUUGGAGUUGAUUGCUGUAAUAUAAAGGUUUUAUAUGACCAAUGACAAAAACGUUCAUCUAACAAAUCACAGUCGUUUAAAAACGAGCGAAGGCUUACAAAGAAAACAGUGUGGAAUAUUUUUUAUGCGAUAUAAAUAUUGAAUAUACAAAUACAGAAGGUUGGAAUGGACGAAGGAGAGGAUAAAAAGAUUGUGGAAGACGCAACUAAUUUUUUGUUUUUCGUUCAAGAACUCUCAGCAAACCUUCCAGCUAAAACUUUACAAGCUUUCAAACAAGGAACGUGCACACUUCCGUCUUCUAAUUUCGAUGAAGAACUAUCCGAUAGUGGAGAUUCCGGUUUUGACGGAAACAGUGACAACUCAAGUCAAAAUUUAAAGCCAUCGCUUAAGAGCACAAAUAAAAGUGAAGAUAUCCCGACGCGCGUUGAAGGCAAGAAAUUCGAGUGUCCAAUCUGUGGGAAAUUUUUUAAACGUCGUUCCAGCUUAUCGACACAUAAACUUAUUCAUUUGAACGUCAAGCCUUUUACAUGCCAAACUUGUUCAAAAGAAUUCUUGAGAAGGUCAGACUUAAAAAAGCAUUCUUUAAUGCAUAGUGGUAAAAAGCCACAUGAAUGUCCCGAGUGUAAAAAAGUUUUUUCACAAUCAUCAAAUAUGUUGACGCAUAUGAGGCGACACACUGGCGUGCGCCCUUUUUCAUGUAAUAUAUGUGGACACGCGUUUUAUAGAAAAGUCGACGUGCGACGACAUCAGUCGAGACAUCAGAAAGAAAACGUGAACGCGUCGACCAUCACCGUUCGAAAUAAACUUUUACAAUAGCAAGCAAGUUUCAUUUUAUUUCUUUCGAAGAAAAUAUCUUCUUUUUCAUAUUUGCUUUACGCUAGGCAAUACAUCUGAAUCUGUUGACACAGACUAGCUUGCCACUCCAGAUAUUAUUGACCAAUUAUAAGUGUAGCAAAUACAGAAAUUAGUUACCACUCCACUUGCAUUGCUGCAGCAUACGUUAAUGUGCUGUUAAAUGGAAAAACAUUUUAUUUGAAAUUGUUUUCAUUUUAUAUUUUACCAAAAUAAAUAUGUAUAUGUCUUAUUUAAGUUUUUCAUACGUUUUUAAGCUGAGUUGCAUUUCUCUUAUAGUAUUUCAAAUAGAUUUAAUUCCAUUG
This is a messenger RNA of Hydractinia symbiolongicarpus, 1718 nucleotides long. RefSeq names its product zinc finger protein GFI1 homolog pag-3-like. The record is from RefSeq and is a predicted model, not a curated record. The transcript is spliced from 2 exons. Lineage: Eukaryota; Metazoa; Cnidaria; Hydrozoa; Anthoathecata; Hydractiniidae. Gene Ontology annotation, cellular component: nucleus. Bases 727 to 1377 code for a protein of 216 amino acids.